Messenger RNA from Trematomus bernacchii (emerald rockcod), 2107 nucleotides. RefSeq names its product phosphatidylcholine-sterol acyltransferase-like. Lineage: Eukaryota; Metazoa; Chordata; Actinopteri; Perciformes; Nototheniidae. The coding region runs from base 207 to 1508 and encodes 433 amino acids. Gene Ontology annotation, biological process: lipid metabolic process. Gene Ontology annotation, molecular function: phosphatidylcholine-sterol O-acyltransferase activity. The record is from RefSeq and is a predicted model, not a curated record. The transcript is spliced from 7 exons.
CCUGUGCCUGCUGCCUCCUACAUGUGUGUUCUGACAGCUUGAUUCAUCAUCGCGUUUGAGAGCCAAGCAUAACAGAAAGGUUCUGUCGUUUUUUCCAAGUCGUCCAGGGAAUAUAACCUUUACACUGGUACGCCAGCUCCCCGCCUCCAGCACACACUCACACCGACACCCAGCACCGCGCAGUCCCACACGCAGUCUGAGGAACCAUGGGGCCGGCUGCUCCGCUCUGCUCGGGGCUGCUGCUCGUCUUCCUGCUGGGGCUCCAUCACGCCUCCGGCUUCUGGAUACUCAACGUCGUGUUCCCGCCAAACGCCAAAUCCAUAAUACCGAGCAACAGCACUCCACCUCUUAUUAUCGUGCCAGGGAAUUUGGGGAACCGUCUGGAAGCAAAGAUAGACAAGCCGACGCUGGUCCACUGGAUGUGCUACAAGAAGACUGAGCACUGGUUCCCCCUGUGGAUUGACCUCAACAUGUUCAUGCCAGUAGGUGUAGACUGCUGGAUUGAUAACAUUAGACUUGUUUACAACAAGACGACUCGGCGGUCUUCCAACUCACCAGGGGUGCAGGUGCGGGUGCCAGGAUUUGGGCAAACAUAUCCCAUUGAGUUUCUCGACUGCAAUAGACUGGCUGGUUAUUUUCACACUAUGGUGCAACAUUUGGUCAACGUGGGCUACACGCGGAAUGAGACAGUCCGAGGAGCACCGUACGACUGGAGAUUAGCUCCUAAUGAGAACGCAGAGUAUUUGUUGAAGCUGCACGAACUGGUGGAGGAGAUGUACGAGGAGUACCAGAAGCCUGUGUUCCUGCUGGCACACAGCAUGGGCUGCCACUACGUCCUCUACUUCCUCAACCACCAGCCUCAGGCCUGGAAGGACAAAUACAUCAGGGGCUUCAUUUCCCUGGCAGCUCCAUGGGGGGGCGCUGUCAAACCACUCAGAGUCCUGUCGUCAGGAGAAAAUGACGGCAUCCCGAUGAUUUCCAACAUCAAGAUCCGCGAGGAGCAGAGGAUGACGACCACUAAUCCCUGGAUGCUGCCCACAAAAGCCUGGCCAAGCGACCACGUGUUCAUCUCCACACCCACCAUCAACUACACCAACCAGGACUACCAGCGCCUCUUCACAGACAUCAAUUAUGAGGACGGCUGGCACAUGUGGGAGGACACCAAGAACCUCACUGGAGACCUCUACCCUCCUGGUGUCGAGGUGUGGUGUAUGUACGGCGUGGGCCUUCCAACUCCCGUGACAUACAUAUACGACGAGGAGUUUCCAAACAAGGACCCGGUGGACUUUGUCUACGCCGAUGGGGACGACACGGUGGACAGCUUUAGCAUGAGCCUUUGCAAAAAGUGGGCGGAGCAGCAGGAGCAGCCCGUGCAUGUGACCGAGUACCGAGGGCUGGCCCACCUGGACAUUGUGUUCCACGAAAAGGUGAUCACCCAAGUCCAACAAAUCAUGGAGGGCCAAUCAGACGUUCCCAAGGAGAUUGAUGUCCGAAAUGGAGCGGAAUAGAAGAGCAGUUAGGAGAUUAAACAAUAAAACAUGUGAAAUGAGGUGCUUUAUUUUCUAUAGUAGACUUCUCAAAAAAAUGACCCCCUUAUCUAAACUAAAGGCUGAUGACUUGUUUGACCCUGAUCUGUUUAUUCUCCAAUACAAACUGUGUAGUUAGUUUAUGUUCCGUAUAUUUGUUGGUCACCAUGAUGAGGCUUAUGGCAAUGAUCAUGGUACGCAUAAUUAUCCCAAUAAUUACAAACAUAUUAAUAGGUAUAUUUGUUUUAAUGAUGGAUUAUUUAAUGUUGUAGUAUGUGUAGUUUUCUUACAGUCCAGUAAGACAACUUCAGAUCCUGAUACAUCUUUACAAUCUUUACAAACUCUUUGGAAAGUUGAGAGUAUGACUGUUAUGAAUUUGAUAAAGUGACCUAACUUGUAGCUUAUUUUUGUUUUUAUUGUUUAUGCUGUCAUUGUAAUAUUUCUAUUAAGAUGUAUAACAGAAAUAUUUAUAUUCUUAGAUACAUUAAGCUAGUGAUGUGAAUUUUUACUGUUUUGUAAACGUGCCAAAUGUUUUUGAAUGUUUCCACUUACAAUAAAGACUAUAAUUUCACAAAAAUCAC